GAUCUGUUACAAAAAUCAAUUAUCAAUGCUGCUACUAAAACAAUCUCCAACAAAUAUAUUUCACAUCAUGCUCGAGACCUGUAUCUUGCAAAAGAAGCUGCAAAGUUUGGAAUGAAAUUAGAAGGAUCCUUAAUAGAUAAAAAAUUUAGAGAAUCUUUUCGAAAUGUUUAUAAAAUAUAUCAUAAUUAUGGCUACGAUAGUGGAUUAAGUUCAAAAGAAUGGUGGUCCAAGGUGAUUGAAGCAACAUUUAUCGAAGCUGGAAUUGAUAAAAGAGAUUUAUUACCCAUCUUACCAAUGUUGUCCACAAAUAUAUACAAAAAAUUUACAACCUCAGAAGCCUAUGAAUUAUAUGAUGAAACUGAAUAUGUGUUAAACGAAUUACAUAAUGUCAGAAAAAUUAAAUUGGGGGUCAUAAGCAAUUUAGAUGAAAGAUUAGGUAUUGGUAAAUUUGGUGUUGAAAAACCAGAUGUUAAAAUAUUUAAGAAAGCCUUAGAAUUGGGUGGAAUUAAAGAAGGGAAUGUUAAACAAGUAUUACAUAUUGGUGAUGACGAAGUUAGAGAUUAUCAAGGAGCAAAGAAUAUUGGUAUAAAUGCAUUGUUGAUAAAAAGAACUGAAGAUACAAAUUCAAAAGAAAUAAUUAAAAAUACUCAACCAAAUCAACAAGAAAAACAUCAUUAUGUUAUUCAUAAUUUAAACGAGUUAUUUAAUUAUUUAUAG
This is a messenger RNA of Funneliformis caledonium, 717 nucleotides long. The record is from the annotation of a GenBank genome assembly. Lineage: Eukaryota; Fungi; Glomeromycota; Glomeromycetes; Glomerales; Glomeraceae.